AUGGAGUCGGGUGGUGUGCAGCCCCGCACUGUCCCCAAGUUAAAGACGUCUCUCUCUCCUGCUGCUUCUCUCUCUCAAAGAAAAAAACAGCAGCAACCCAGGAGGAGACAUCAAAAGAUUAAGGCUAAGGAGCGGCCUACACCUGCUCCAGGAUCGUCAGGCUCUUGGGUUUCUGCUGGGAGAGCAUCAAGAGAGACAUCUUCUAGGAAGGGGUGCAGCAGCCCUCAAGACGCUGCUGCUGCUGCUGCUGCUACUCCUCUGUCUCCGCUUUCUUCUUGCGGGGCUGCUUCUGUUAUUAGCGACACUAACACAUUAAGAAGCUGCAGCAGCAGCAGCAGAGGAGACUCCAAGCGGCACUCUCAACGCAGAAGAGACAGUUGGGGUGUAGGUGUUGCUGAGGGCUCUGGUGGGGGGAGAGCAGGAGGAGGAGGAGCAGCAGCAGCUGCUGCUGCUGCUGCUGCAGCAGCGGGUCCUCCGCCUGAGUAUUCUGUGGUUCAGGGGUGUAGACCGCGUAUAUUCUUUAUAACAUUAACAUCAAUAAAGAAACAAACAAGUCAGAAGCUAGCGAAGACAGUUGCUGAUAGAGCUCUUCCUUGUUACGCUGCUGCUGCUGCUGCUGCUGACUCGAACAGCUCCCAGACAUCUUCAGCGAAGCACGAAGACGGAAGCACUUCAACAUCUGCUACAGAUAGAGGCAGCAGCUCCUUUGCUGCUGGCAGCGGGGGGAUCCUUAUGACCUCCGCUGCUGCUGCUCCUGCUGCUGCUCCUGCUGCUGCUGCUGGAGACGACGGGGGCAGCUUCGUCGUAGAGCAGCAGCAGGCCGCAGGGCGCCAGAAAUGA
Messenger RNA from Eimeria acervulina, 840 nucleotides. RefSeq lists its product as hypothetical. Lineage: Eukaryota; Apicomplexa; Conoidasida; Eucoccidiorida; Eimeriidae. The record is from RefSeq and is a predicted model, not a curated record. The transcript has 4 exons. The coding region runs from base 1 to 840 and encodes 279 amino acids.